AUGAACCCACAACAGAACAAAUAUGAAUUUCCAGUACCUGAUAUUAUUGAGAUUCAUGACAAGGAUCGUCGCAAGAUGGACAAAUACGUGGCAUCAUUUCCAGCGACAAAUCACGGCUAUCGCAUCCGAAUUGGCAACUCACAACUUACCAGCAGUGCUGUUACAAAGUACGACUGUUAUCGAUUGGGCUAUCCCCCUGCAAGCGUUGCAGCAACAACAAAAUCAGCACGAAUCGGAUGUCCAUUUGAAAUCAACACCCGAUACCUUUACCAAACCUCCUCUUGGAUUCUUAUCCAUACUCACCUCGGUAACAAUCACCCCCCCGACCCAGCUGUGAAACCUCGCAAGAAGUCCAAGAAGCCGAACGCGCCUCCCAUUCUAGCUCCAGGAGUUUGUCUUGACAACGACACAGAACGGCUCGGCGCAAAUCCUCUUGACGCCAAUCCUCUCGAUAAUGACAUGUCAAACUUGAUUCAACAGCCACCUCAAGAACAGCAGCCGUAUCACUCAAAUGAUCAUAUGACCUUGACGAAACCCAUUCUCGUAACUCGACCCGCACAGCCGAUCUAUGCCAUUGAAACCGAUCUCAAGUCGCUGGAAUCGGUCGACACCACUAUCCCCAAUCUCAGAGCCCAACUAUGCGCUAUGGCUCCAGAUUGUCGGCAGGAUGUACUGAUGAAGAUCCAAACGAUCAUCAAGAAUGAACACAUCAUCAACAAUGAAGCAAAGUUACCUGUUUCAUUUGUACCCGACCCACAACAGAAAUUGCUCUACGAAUCGUACAACGAGACCCAAACGUCACCUCACACCGCCCUAGACGUAGGCCUCCAGGAAGAACCCUCGGUCGAUACACUUAUCGAAGACUUAUGUGGUCCAUCAGCAGAAGUUACAGCCUCCACCUUCAACUUCGAAGACCUCCUCAUCUCUUCUCAGCCGACACUCGAGGAUCUGCAACCAGUUGAUAACAAGAACAAGCCAGUUACACAACCUUCACCUCCAACGACUUCCCAUGAUACCCCAACCGGAGGAAAGAGCGGACAAUCGUCACCAGCGGCACCAGACGAAUGGCUAAGUAUACGUCAACGGAUGGCUGAUACAGUCACAAAUAUGGCCGACGACCGCCCCUUACCUGAGAAUCGAGCGGAUGCAAUGGCUCGUCUUGUCACAAACAAACCCAACAUUGUCUCCGAACAACAGCAUUGGCUUAGCAUGCCAAGUUGGGGCGGGAUCAUCGCAAAUACUUUCAAUUGGCCUGUGUUUUACUAUGAACCUGGCGCCUAUAGUCAGUUAGUUUUUCUUUACUCAACACCUCACAAUCUGAACCCUCCCAUUGCGCUCGCCUGGGCCGAUCAGCACUUUGCCUCUCUAUUACUCGAUUUCACACGGACCAACUUCCCCGCUCCACGUGUAUGUGCAACUUGGCGACGCUUUCAUAAAACCGAGGCCUCAAGUUGGUUGGAUACAUGGAGACCUCUAAUAUAUUCUCAUGCGGUGUUUAUCAAGGAUCUUAAUAAAAGUAAAUCUCGCUCCAAAAGAAAAGGUCGAGCUUGUAUUCACAUUGACUGA
Molecule: messenger RNA, 1566 nt
Organism: Melampsora larici-populina 98AG31
Lineage: Eukaryota; Fungi; Basidiomycota; Pucciniomycetes; Pucciniales; Melampsoraceae
Exons: 4
Coding region: 1-1566 (521 amino acids)
Source: RefSeq, a predicted model, not a curated record